AUGGCAUCCACAGCUGCCAGUUCAAGUGCUAGCCAGGUUGGUGGUCUCCCAUGGAUCGAUUGCCCCAAAUACAAGAUCCAGGUCAUUAGGCGCAAGAGCAAGGCUGGCAAUAUGUAUUACACUUGCCCCAACAAUUUCUCGAACGAUGACACUUGUGCGAACUAUUGGUUUGAGGAUCAAUACCUGGCCUAUCUGUGUGCCAAUCAUCCAGACAAGCUGAUGUCGAAGUGGAAGGUGUACAGGGCCCUUUUGUUGCUCCUGCGGUUCAAGGCAUAG
Messenger RNA from Miscanthus lutarioriparius, 276 nucleotides. The record is from the annotation of a GenBank genome assembly. Lineage: Eukaryota; Viridiplantae; Streptophyta; Magnoliopsida; Poales; Poaceae.